AAUGAAUAAACAAGAGGACAAUGGUGCCUCCUGUCGGUGAGCAGUAAGGUUGUUAUAGCAACCAUUCGUUUACUGCUAUCAGCUGUCUAGCAACGCGAGUUUACGGUACACGCUCAUUCAGAUCUGAACGAUGUCUCGGAUGAUGGGACCCCCUAAUAAAUUUCUGCCCCCUGAGUGGAAACAUGCGAACCAGAUAAAUUACAGAAGAUCAGAGGAAGAGCGAGCACGAUCCGAAAAACUGACAGCAGAAUGUAAACGACUCAUUGAAGAGAGCAACAAAUCCACCAAACGCAUGCAACAGGAUGCACAAAAGAGCUUGGAACAGAAACUCCAAGACAUCAAAUUUUGGAGGCAGGAACUUGAGCAGAGGUUUGAGGAGAUGGUGCAGGAGAUCGAGACCCUCAUCAUCUUUAAGAGUCGUGUGGAGAAAGCUUUGGGCAGCUGCUCUGAGCCUCUCCAAGUUACUCUGCAAUGUAUGACUGAGAGACAAAAGCGGGUGGGCAUUGAUCUGGUGCAUGAUGAGGUAGAAGAGGAGCUUUUGAAGGAGAGAGAGGUGAUUGAGGGUGUGAUGGUCCUCCUGCAGCGCACCCUUGAGCAGAUCAAUGAACAGAUCAGGCUCAUACGUUCAGUGAAAUAUUAUUUAGAAAAGGACCUAAAGGACAAAUUUCAAGCUGAGUGCAUUGAUGAUUUCUGCUCUCUGCUCACUAACACAUCACCUAAUGUAAGCGGAGGGAAUCCGGACUUAAGCAGUGUUGGAAUGAUGGUAACCCCUGAGGAAUGGGAGAGCCUCUGCAACAUUAACAUUGACAAAGCGGAGAAGGAAAAGAACAACUCCCACUCACUGAGAGCUCUCGUGGAAAGCCUGCUGGAGCAGACGGCUGCAGAUCUGCGCAGACAGCACGAGGCCACGGACAGAGCACUGGAGCUGCGCAUACAGGAGACCAAAACAGCCAAAGCAGAGCUUGAGAACCAGCUCAAUGAGCUCCUAACAGAGACGGCGAGCCAAGAGAAAAAUCUGGAGGAUCUGCGUGUGGCUGUCGCUGAGAAAGAAGCUCCACUCAAGGUAGCUCAGACUCGGCUGUCUGCCCGCAGUCAGAGACCAAACGUUGAGCUCUGUCACGACCCCGCUCACACCCGACUUCUGGCCGAGGUCAAGGAGCUCGCUGACCAUGUCGAGAGACUGACCGAGGCAGUCGAUCUCUCCGAGAUGGAACUGAAAGCUUUAGCAGGCCGACAGUUGAUCCUAGAAGAAGAGAUUCAGGUUAAGAGCAACUCCGUCUACAUAGAUGAGGUGAUCUGUCGACAGCUGCGUGAAUCUGUCAAUAUUCACAACUACUGAAUGGAUCUUAUACAUGAAGAUGAUGCGCUGUUGUUGAUGUUUUGGAAAGUCGUAAUGUGAGGAUUUUAUUUCAAUAAAAAGCUGUUGUUGUGCAUCGGG
Messenger RNA from Misgurnus anguillicaudatus (oriental weatherfish), 1438 nucleotides. RefSeq names its product tektin 1 (gene tekt1). Gene Ontology annotation, biological process: cilium assembly; cilium movement involved in cell motility. The record is from RefSeq and is a predicted model, not a curated record. Gene Ontology annotation, cellular component: microtubule cytoskeleton; nucleus. Lineage: Eukaryota; Metazoa; Chordata; Actinopteri; Cypriniformes; Cobitidae.